ACAAUUUCCAGCGCCUCGCUCAUUAUCGCAGUGUGUCUGUCAAAUGUUUACAGAAUAUUCAUUAACGGCAAGCGCCCUAAUGAUAACAAGGCCCAAAUGAAGAUACAGUAUCAAUGGUCGAGAUAAGAAUGGCUGUGCUACUAUUUUGGUUGAAACGAGGCUACUGUUUACUCUAGAACAUGGGAGCGGAUCCCAGCUGUAGCAUAGAAGAAGCUCAAUUUCAACAGAUCGUCACCCAAAGUCCAUGUUAAAUACAUAGUGGGAACUAGGAAGGUAAAGUGUGUUGAUUGGGAAGGAUUUGCUCUGAAGAUGCAAUGCUCAAGGCGUUUCUUCUUCCAGAUGUGUCUGAGUUUGCUGGUGUCCACGGGGUCCUGUAGAUGCAAGUCACUGAACGAUGUCCUCCAAAGUGAAGAUCCUGAGGGCUUCACUGAGACUUCCAAGCAGGACUUUGUUGAAAAGGAGGAAAUGGACAGCAGGUUACAUAGCUUUCUGGAAAACAUGAAGGAAGGGUUUCUGAGAGAACUCAACUUAUCAGAUGUGCCACAAGAGCACAGCAAGAUAUACCCACCGCCGUUCAUGAUUGAACUGUACAACAAGUACGCCUCUGACAAGUCCGCGAUGCCUCGUUCUGAUGUCAUUCGCAGCUUCACCGUUCAAGAUGUUAGUCACUCUGCAAAAAAUGGAACAAAGUCAAAACACAGACUGCUGUUCAAUGUAACUGUCCCAAAUCACGAAGAGGUCACCAUGGCGGAACUCAGGCUAUUCACCCUGCUGGAUAAUAGGGCGCCCUCACCCUCAACCUCCUCCAAUCAGAUCGGGGCUUCCAUAAAGGUCUAUGAAGUGGAGUAUAAAGGAAACAAUGUCACAGCCCACUUUGUGAAUGGGAAAGAGGUCGUUGGGGCCCAUCACUCUUGGGAAGCUUUCGAUGUGACCACCGCCAUCCAGAGUUGGGUCAAAUCAGGCCGUGGGGCCAGUGCAUUUGAGGUGGUGGUCGACAGGUGGGACUGUGGGCCUUUCAAAGGCGGAGGUUUUGACGUGAGCGUGGCUGCGGGGGAUAACCAGUCAGCUUCUUUGAUUGUCUUCUCUGAUGACCUGGGGAGCAGGAAGAGAGAGGCCAAGAAGGAGCUGAAGGAGGAGAUAGUCCAUGAAGAAGAGACGGUCUUCUCAGGGAGCGACUGGCAAGGGCCCGACUUCAAUGAGAUCCCCGUGGACCUACACCCCAGGCGGAAGAGGCAGGGGGACACCAGCUACUGCCGACGGACCUCCAUGCGCGUCAAAUUCAAAGAUAUCGGCUGGGACCAGUGGAUCGUAGCGCCCCCUGAGUAUGACGCCUUUGAGUGUAGAGGGGUGUGUUACUACCCCCUGACUGAAGACAUGACCCCUUCUAAACACGCCCUCAUCCAAACCCUGGUCAAUCUCAAGAACCCCAAAAAAGCCAACAUGGCAUGUUGCGUUCCCACAAAACUGGCCCCAAUCCCGGUCAUGUACCAGGAGAAUGGUGUCAUCACCUUGCGACAGAUGUAUGAGGAGAUGAAGGUGGCAGAGUGUGGAUGUAGGUAGUAAGAGGUAACAUCCCCGGUGGUUCCCUUUACCCUUUACUGUAAAUCUGUACAUUCCUGUUGUAAGAUGCUUUUGACUUAUUUUAUUUAGUAUACGCUCAGAAAAUAUAUAAAUAAAACCUGAAAUUCAGUAUUUAUUAACUAUGUAUCAUUAUUGUAAUGGUUUUAGAAAACAAAAGAGAUGAUAAAUUGGAUCUAUUAUGAUGUUAUCAAUUGUUUGAUAUCUAUAACAAAAUUAUCAUAAUCGAAAAGAGUAGAUUUUGAAAGUAUUUUUUGUAACGGCAUUUCUGUAGUGUACGCAAGAGGCGUCACUACAGUACCUGGUUCGAAUCCAGGCUGUAUCACAUCCGGCCGUGAUGGGGAGU
Messenger RNA from Oncorhynchus tshawytscha (Chinook salmon), 1924 nucleotides. Its product is annotated as growth/differentiation factor 2-like. The coding region runs from base 310 to 1560 and encodes 416 amino acids. Gene Ontology annotation, biological process: SMAD protein signal transduction; BMP signaling pathway. The transcript is spliced from 2 exons. Gene Ontology annotation, cellular component: extracellular region. The record is from RefSeq and is a predicted model, not a curated record. Gene Ontology annotation, molecular function: cytokine activity; growth factor activity. NCBI's taxonomy places the organism in Eukaryota, Metazoa, Chordata, Actinopteri, Salmoniformes, Salmonidae.